AUGUGUGCGCGCGUAUGUGUGUGUAUGCGUUAGUUACGCAUUGUUGACGUGUUCAAGGAAAGAUCCUGGUGAUGAUGAGAGGAAUGAGAUCAACGAGCCUGUUUGUGAUUGCGGAACUUAAACACCCUGAAAAGGCGGACAAAAGAAUUCACGUAGGAGCAGGAAACACGUAUGAGACGGGAUCUCCAGCACAUUUUGAACUACAUUGCACUUUACGUCACGAUUUGACUCAGUUCUCUUUCACUUUAGCCACGAUCUGUUUACUUCGGAAACUUAAUACUGCGGGAAGUCGAAGCGCUGUCCAUUUCCUUCUUGUCAGUUCAGCCAUGAGUGUGUUGUGUUUUCGCCUCUGCGUCUGCGUCGCUCCUCGCAUACUUUCACCUUCGACUCAUUCAGGCGUGUGAACACCUGGAGCAACAGGAUCGCAUCGCCCUUUUGCACAAGUGCAGCUUUCUGUUCUCUAAAUGAAAAGAUGAGAUUCACCGGCUACAUUAGACUGCGCAUCAGGGAGGCUGAGGACCUGAAACCUACCUCUUUCUCCACGCGCCACACUUUCCACAAGAAAUCACAAGAGCUGUAUCCUUACAUCGUGAUCAAAGUGGACAAUUUUAAAGUAGACCAGACAGCCAUCAAACCCAGGACGAACAAUCCUGUCUUCGAUGAAGAAUUCUGCCAUUAUGUAUGCGAGGGCAAAAUGCUCGAACUGGCCGUUUUCCACGACACACCGAUUGGAUAUGAUGACUUCGUGGCGAACUGCACCAUAGAGCUGGAGAGUCUGCUAACAUCAUCCAGCACCAGACAGACGUUUGAGGGAUGGGUUCCCUUAGAACCCGAGGGCAAGGUCUACAUCUCCAUGUCUCUCACAGGAUCCUUCACAGAUGAUGAUGCAAUUGUUAAUGGAUGGAGGACUCAUAAGCAGUUAAGCAGGAAAAGACAGAGGGCUCUUAAAAGGAAAGUGCACCAAGUCAAUGGACACAAGUUCAUGGCCACUUACCUACGACAGCCGACAUUUUGCUGCCACUGCAAAAAGUUUAUAUGGGGAGUAUUUGGAAAGCAGGGUUAUCAGUGUCAAGUAUGCACCUGUGUGGUCCAUAAGAAAUGCCACCAUCUGGUUGUUACUGAGUGUCCAAAGAUGAAGAAGACAGAAAAAGAGGGUCCGAGUCAAGGUUUUAGCAUCAACGUACCUCAUCGAUUUCAUGAGCACAAUUAUAAAGUGCCUACUUACUGUAAUCACUGUGGAUCGCUUCUAUAUGGUCUGUUGAAACAGGGUCUUCAAUGCAAAGGUUGUAAGAUGAACGUGCACAUUCGUUGUGAAAAAAAUGUUGCUCCCAACUGUGGGGUGAACAGUGUGGAGCUGGCUAGCAAGUUGGCAGAGAUGGGCUUGGAGCCAGGUAGACUCAGCACGCGCCAUUCCCAGACAAGCUUGUCCACUGUGAGGACUCCAAAUUCUAGUGUUAGAAGUCUGGGGCAGUCUGAGGUGGCUAACAAGGAUAGUAUCAAGGUGGGGCUUGAGGAUUUUACAUUUCUACAGGUCCUGGGAAAAGGCAGCUUUGGCAAGGUGAUGCUGGCUAGCAUGAACGUUAAUGAACAGGUCUAUGCAGUGAAGGUGCUGAAAAAAGAUGUCAUACUCCAAGACGAUGACGUAGAGUCCACUAUGAUCGAGAAGCGAGUGUUGGCUCUGGCACACAAUCACCCAUACCUCACACACCUGUACUACUGUUUUCAGACUACUGACCGUUUGUUCUUUGUUAUGGAGUUUGUGAAUGGUGGCGACCUCAUGUUUCACAUUCAGAAGUCCCGGAGGUUCCAGGAGGCCCGAGCACAGUUCUAUUCUGCUGAAAUCACAUCAGCUCUUAUGUAUCUCCACUCCAAAGGUAUCAUAUACAGAGACCUGAAACUGGACAACAUACUACUGGACAAAGAUGGCCACUGUAAACUGGCAGACUUUGGAAUGUGCAAGGAAGGGAUGCAUAAUGGAGCCCUGACUGCCACCUUCUGUGGGACACCAGACUACAUUGCUCCCGAAAUCAUCCAAGAGGAACCAUACAGUGUGUCUGUGGACUGGUGGGCUAUGGGAGUCCUGCUGUAUGAGAUGCUUUGUGGACAUGCACCAUUUGAAGCAGAGACAGAGGACGAGUUGUUUGAGUGCAUCCUCAGGGAUGAUGUGAUCUAUUCAUCUUGGCUUAGCAAUGAGGCAGAAGACAUCCUUAAAGGGUUCCUGACCAAAGACCCUUCAAGACGACUGGGCUGUAUAGAGAGGGAUGGAGGGGAGAAGGCAAUCACUUCUCAUCCCUUCUUCAGAGACUUGGACUGGGAGAGGCUUAGGAACCGUGAACUGGAUUCUCCCUUCAAACCACGAAUAAAAUCUUCAGUGGACGUGAACAAUUUUGAUCCUGACUUCACCCAAGAAGAGCCCACACUCACCCCCAUAGAGGAAGCACUGAUCCCCCUGAACCAAGAUGACUUCAAAGACUUCUCAUACACAGCUCCUGAGUGUCUGCAUGUUUAACCCACAAAUGUGUUUGGUGCUUAUUUACUCUUAGGGUCAUACAUGAACAAUCUUGCUAAAACAUUUAGUCUUACAAACAUUGACAAUGUCUACUGAAAUCUGACAGAGUGAAUCUUUGCACAGUUUGAUUCACUGCUGUCCAAACACACCACAACACAUAGACCAUAUUUUAGUUUUAAUCCUGGAAUCAUCUUGGAGUGCACAUUUAAUACUGUGAUUUUCAAUCCUAUUCCUUUAACAGCACAAUUUUGCAUUUCCUCUACUUUGACAUGAUUACGUUUAUUAAUUAAAAAUAUCUUAAUUACCCAAAUCAGUUUUGUAACGCUUUGGAAAAACUUAAAAUAAUUUUCAGUGCCAAGUUCCCAAGAGUUGGCUGGUUUAGCAUUUUUCUUGUUGGAACAAGCCUGAAGCAACUCUUAGAGAAUGAGCCGAAGAGUUUAUUAUCACGGUAUGUUUUCACUUCUAUAAAACACAUCAUUAAUCCAGGAUGGUUGCUUGGAAACCGACUAAGCACAAAGACAUUGCUCUCUGAGAUUCAUUGUAAUGGCUUUGAAUUGCAGUGAAAGCUCUACAUGAGCACUUGCGUAGUUGUUUUCAUGCUUAUGUUGCAUUUUUUUUUUUACAGCUAGCAACAUGCAGCAUGAGUCUGGGUUGGAAGUAGAUUGAACUCAUAUGUAAUGUACAGUAUAUUAAAACUGGCAUCUUGCUUCUACAUGUUCAUAAAUGUCUUAGUACACUGCAUACAUAUAAAGUGAACUGUGCACUUACUGUAAACACAAGAAUGGGUAUGCUUCCUUAUUUUGGUUAUGAGGGUAGCACUGUAUAUGUUAACUGGAGAAAGCUUGUUAUAAACUGACUGAAAAGCUUGGAUAUUUUCUAUACACUGAUAUGAUGAGACUCAUCAAGUGAUCCAAGUUGUAAACAGACCAAAUAAUGUAAUAAAUGUUGUCUUUUUUUAAUCUA
Tachysurus fulvidraco (yellow catfish) is the source of this 3472-nucleotide messenger RNA. RefSeq names its product protein kinase C, eta, b (gene prkchb). The record is from RefSeq and is a predicted model, not a curated record. Bases 473 to 2509 code for a protein of 678 amino acids. NCBI's taxonomy places the organism in Eukaryota, Metazoa, Chordata, Actinopteri, Siluriformes, Bagridae. Gene Ontology annotation, molecular function: ATP binding; diacylglycerol-dependent serine/threonine kinase activity. The transcript has 14 exons. Gene Ontology annotation, biological process: protein phosphorylation.